Gorilla gorilla gorilla (western lowland gorilla) is the source of this 1743-nucleotide messenger RNA. RefSeq names its product basic transcription factor 3 (gene BTF3). The transcript has 6 exons. The record is from RefSeq and is a predicted model, not a curated record. The coding region runs from base 998 to 1486 and encodes 162 amino acids. NCBI's taxonomy places the organism in Eukaryota, Metazoa, Chordata, Mammalia, Primates, Hominidae.
AGAACAUUUUUAUUUAAAUUGCCAUUUUAAAUAUCAGUCGUUUUAUCUUAAAGCUUGUCCUGGGUUUAACAAAGUUUAACUCACAUCCAUGCAUUGUCUCUCCAAACACAGCAGGCAGAAAUUCUCCUUUGAUUGGAUUAAGAUAGAUAAAGUCUGCUUAACCGUGAAUCGCUAAUUGUCAAAUCCAUGCCAAUUCGGUACCUAGGAGUCAAUUUUUUUGCCUGAUAAACAAGAUAAUUGUGUGGACCGUUUUAAGGUGGUUAGUCAUCUGCUAAAUUGGCUGAAAUGCGGAUUACCCAGUUCCUUCGUCGUACAGAGUUGCAUUCUGAGGAGUGGGGCUCGGGGAUACAGCCCCCAGAAAUUCUGAACCUCGGUCCCGCAAUCUACCACACCACCUAACCUUGGAAGGCCAAACUAACUUCACUAUUUUUGACAAAAUGCUUUUGUAAUGGCUCAUUCGGGCCGAGAGGGAAAUUCUACAAUUCUCCAACCCACACCUCCAGCAAGGGGAGAGCUGCUUGAGUGGUGAGCACAAGCUGGGCACCUCCGGCGUCUCCAGGAAACGUGAAGAGGCCCUUUCUUCGGAGGGUACAGAACUUCAGGAUCAGGGCCCAACGGAGACUGAGCGGACUUAACCCUAACUGUGCACAGGACCGCGCUCUCCGACCCCUUUGUUGCCUCUCCCAGAGGUACGGGCUGCGCCUCAAGCCGGUAGUCUCUCGCAGGGCCUGCAGCCGGCAGCCGCUGGAGCAGGAGGAGGAGAAUAGGGACUCUCUGGACCAUCACAAACGCUGUCGCGCGUGCGCAGGGAGGAACCGAGUUCGCGGCGAAGUCAGUUUCCUGACUCUUGGAGGAAGUGGCCUUGUGUCACUUCCGGCCUCCCUUUAGCUGCCAUCUUGCGUCCCCGCGUGUGUGCGCCUAAUCUCAGGUGGUCCACCCGAGACCCCUUGAGCACCAACCCUAGUCCCCCGCGCGGCCCCUUAUUCGCUCCGACAAGAUGAAAGAAACAAUCAUGAACCAGGAAAAACUCGCCAAACUGCAGGCACAAGUGCGCAUUGGUGGGAAAGGAACUGCUCGCAGAAAGAAGAAGGUGGUUCAUAGAACAGCCACAGCAGAUGACAAAAAACUUCAGUUCUCCUUAAAGAAGUUAGGGGUAAACAAUAUCUCUGGUAUUGAAGAGGUGAAUAUGUUUACAAACCAAGGAACAGUGAUCCACUUUAACAACCCUAAAGUUCAGGCAUCUCUGGCAGCGAACACUUUCACCAUUACAGGCCAUGCUGAGACGAAGCAGCUGACAGAAAUGCUACCCAGCAUCUUAAACCAGCUUGGUGCGGAUAGUCUGACUAGUUUAAGGAGACUGGCCGAAGCUCUGCCCAAACAAUCUGUGGAUGGAAAAGCACCACUUGCUACUGGAGAGGAUGAUGAUGAUGAAGUUCCAGAUCUUGUGGAGAAUUUUGAUGAGGCUUCCAAGAAUGAGGCAAACUGAAUCGAGUCAACUUCUGAAGAUAAAACUUGAAGAAGUUACUGGGAGCUGCUAUUUUAUAUUAUGACUGCUUUUUAAGAAAUUUUUGUUUAUGGAUCUGAUAAAAUCUAGAUCUCUAAUAUUUUUAAGCCCAAGCCCCUUGGACACUGCAGCUCUUUUCAGUUUUUGCUUAUACACAAUUCAUUCUUUGCAGCUAAUUAAGCCGAAGAAGCCUGGGAAUCAAGUUUGAAACAAAGAUUAAUAAAGUUCUUUGCCUAGUA